AUGUUUUAGGAAGUCUCAUUAAACUAUUUUAAAGUACCAAGUUCAAAAUAUGAAGAAACAUAACUAUUGGCAAUCUUGGAUUGUUCAGGAUCCAUGUAUAACUGUAAAAUAUAAAUUUUAUUUUAUAGAUUGGCAAUAUGUGGCAAAAUACUAUAAUGAAAUAAGGAGUAAGGUAAAACUGCAUUGCGCAAUUACAUUUGAUACUAAAGUAAAAAGUAUUCCUUAAGCUGAUCUUACAAAUAAUAUUAAUACUUAUGGUGGAGGAGGAACAAACAUAACAGUAGCAUUCUUAGAGUUAAACAAAUUGUUGUAUUCUCUAAAAUAAAAGAAGAAUGUUACUGUUUUAUUUGUCUCUGAUGGAUAAGGAGAAUUUUCAAAAGAACUUAUAGAUAAGACAAGGCCAGCCAUAGAAAAUUUAAAUUUUAUUUGUAUUGGUGUUGGCAAAAAUUUUCCUACAUUUAUUUCAAUGAAUUUAAGAGAAUUAUACCAUAAUGGAGAUAGAUCUAUUCCUCCAUUAUUUUUGGUUGACAUAAGUGAUUAAGGAAUUGAUUCAAUAGAUAAGAGAUUUUAAAUUGAAAUGCUAUCUGCAGCUGAAUAUAUGAAACAUCAAAAACCUAUAAAGAUUUCACCUUGCUAUUAAUUUCCUUGGGAUUAAAUUACAGAAUUAGUUUGGCCUGAUUCUUGGGUCUCAUUUUAUUCUGAUGAGUUGGAAACAGAAAAUGGAAAAUUAUAAAAAAUAGAAGUAAAAGGAGAAUAAAUUGGAUUAAUUGCAGGUUAUUGGUUAUAAAAUUUAUAAUUAAUGUCUUUAAGAAAAAAGGUAGCAUAAGAAGCUUAAAUAGCUUUGACUGAAUUAAACAAAUUCAUUUUUGGGAAAAAAUUAACAUUUUUAGAGAGAGUAUAAGAAUAGAAAUCAGCACUUAAUUAAAUAAUUUAAGAACUUAAGUUUUUGGCAUCUGCUUAAACAUUAUAAGAAUUAGAUGAAGCAACAGCUGCAUAAAGACUUAAAAUUGGAACCUAAAUUGGAAAGUAUCAUAAUAAAGCUUUGAAAUUUGCAGGUGUAUCUGUAGAAGCAUUUUAAACAUACAAAUAAGAAUUUAUAACUAUGAUUGAAAAGACUAAAUUUGUAAAUUAUGAUUUUCCAGUUUCAAUACUUUCCUUAUAAAAUUAAGUUGAUAUUUUAACAGAUCCAGAUUUAAUUGAAGGUGUUAAGAAUUGUGAAACACAAUAUCAUCUAGUAUAAUCUCUCCCUAUAAUUGGAUAUGCUUUGUAUGUAAAAAGAUCAGAUCAAUCAAGAAUCAAUCCAUAUACUGUUGAAGUACUUAAUAUUGCCAAGAUUAAUAAAUAUAUUGAUUCAUUAGCAAUUAUAGAUUCUCCAAAUCAUGAAGUUGAAUUUAAUAUUGGAGAUAAUGAAAAGGAAAAAUUUAAUUGUUUAGUUCCAUUAUAUCAACAUGAAAUUCUUAUUCCUUUUUUAAGAUCAAGUAUAUUUCAUAUUUAGAUGACAUUUGUAUUAAUGGAAAAUGCAGAUACUUGUUUCGAAAAUGCUUAUGCUGCAUUAUUAGGCAAUACUUUAUUGUAUAUGAUUUGUUAAGAGGAAAACUAAUGGAAAUAUGAGAUGAUUGAAUUGAUUAAUUCUAGUUUUAUGUUGGCUUAUUCAGAUUCAGCCAAAAUUAAAUAUCAUAUGGAUCAUUUAUUAUCAGAUCCAAUAGGAACAAUGGCUGAUGAAAAUUUGUAAACAAAAACAUAAUGUGAAGAUUUAUCAAAAACUAUUUUGAUGUUAAAUUAAAUAAAGAAUAAUUUCAAAUAAGAUUAAUUUAAGAUGAUAAUAUAACGACUAGUGAUUGAAGCUAUCUGUAGAAUUACAAGAAAUCAUUAAUUAUUCAAAACAGUAAUGGAAGUUGAUUUAUAAUUGGAGAAUGAGAUUAUUAAUAAAAUUAAAUCAUAAUUUACCAUAGAGGAAUUGGAUAAUAUAUAAGAUUUUCAAAUAUUGAAAUAAAAAAUAGAGGAUAAAAUAAAAACAUUAAAUAUUGAUUUUAAUACUUUAAUAUGUAAGAUGGAAUUCAAUAAACCUUAAUUUUUAUAAAUAAUUAAUGAACAGAAAUUUAAUAUAAAGACUUUGUAAUCAAUUUAUAGGUAUUUUUUGAAUGAAGAAUUACCAGAAGAACUAUUUAUUAUAGCUACUUAUCAUUCACGAAUUGAAAAAUCUUAUGAUAGAUCUAAAAAGGAAGUUGAAUGGAGUUUGAAUAAAAUUUUUAAUGAAUUACUUAUUGAAGAUCAAAUAAAAGAAAAGUAAAAGUCAAUAUCUCAAACUGUAUUUGAUUAAUUAAAAAAUUAAUGCAAUUAUCUUAAAAUAAAUAAUAAAAACAAGAAUAAGAAUAAAGUAUAGGGUAAUAGAAUUCCAAGAGUAGAAAGGAGAAGAAUUAGAAAGUAAAAAUUACGAGAAUAGAAACUAUUAUAAUAAUAAGCAUUUUAAUAGUAAUAGCCAUGA
Messenger RNA from Paramecium primaurelia, 2485 nucleotides. Lineage: Eukaryota; Ciliophora; Oligohymenophorea; Peniculida; Parameciidae. The record is from the annotation of a GenBank genome assembly.